AAUAUGUAAGUUUGGAUUUGGUUAUUUUGCUUGAUUUUUACACAGAAAAAAGCCGAACGGAAGGGUUCUGUCUAGCAUGUCUUCCGAGGCUACCAAAAAGGUUCGUCUAAUCCAUGAUCCUACAUCUUUAUACUACAUUCACCCAUCUGAAAGUGUCGGGAACUCCCUGACGAAGCAUCUUCUCAAGGGAGACAACUAUGACGUUUGGGAGAAAACGAUUGUCAAUGCCUUGGAAGGGCGCAGCCGUGCUGGCUUUUUGACCCCAACUGGUUUUCCCAAGCCGGCCGAUGAACAAGAACUUGCGGCAUGGAAAGCUAAUAAUUCAAUCAUUUGUUCUUGGAUAUGCAAUAGUGUUGACGAACAUAUCCAACCGUCCAUAAUCUCACACAAAGUUGCACAUGAACUGUGGACAGAUUUGAAGACUCAGUAUGGAGGAUCGAACGGCCCUCGUAUCCAUCAAUUGAAGUCCGAGCUGCAAUCCCUCCGGCAAAAAGGUCAGACAGUUGUGGUUUAUUAUAACCAAUUCGUGACCUUGUGGAAUUUACUUUAUGGGUCGGCUGACCCAACAUGUGGGUGCCGUUGCGAAGCCGCCGCUCUUCUCCGGGAACGGCAUGAACAGGAGAAAUCACACCAUUUUUUGCUCGGCCUUGAUGACGAGCAGUUUGGACACAUCCGCUCACAACUCAUUGCUAUAGAACCUGUCCCUGAUAUUCAUCGGGUUUAUGCACUGAUUUCACAAGAGGAACGUCAUAAAAGUAUUAUUCGGAGCCGUGACGACCGUACAGACGCCGUAGCCUUCGCUGUACAGCGUCCUACCACAGCAGCCGGACGUGGGGAUCCUCCUCACUACACUUGCACGCACUGUGGUAAGGAAGGACAUUCUAUUGAUCGGUGCUACCAACUACACGGUUACCCUCCGGGUAAAGGACGCGGUGGCAGCCGUGCUACUGGCCGAGGAGGACGGGGGAGUGGCCGUGGAUCUUCCAGCGGUAGCAGCGCCUCUGGUGGCAGGGGUUCUGACACGGUGACAGGGGGAGCAAACGCUGCUGCCUCGAGCUCUAGCCAACUCAGUCUCACGCCUGAGCAAAUGACCCGUUUGAUGUCCAUGCUUGAUGCUUCUGAUAAAAAUGCAGGAUUGUGCAACGAAGACGGAGAUUGGACGGGGUAAAGCGCACAACGGUGUAUUCCUGUUCCGGU
This is a messenger RNA of Cuscuta campestris, 1197 nucleotides long. Lineage: Eukaryota; Viridiplantae; Streptophyta; Magnoliopsida; Solanales; Convolvulaceae. The record is from the annotation of a GenBank genome assembly.